AAAAUAAGAAGUAAGUUAUUAAAAUUCUAAGAAUAUUUGUAAAAGACUUCAUUGAGAUCUCCAAUAUUGGAGAAUUGAAAUAGGUAAAUCUUUUCUUCGAUUCAGUAACAAUGCAGUAUACGGUGUUCCGGAUAAUUGCUGCUGCUGAGUUUGUUAAGCAGAAUUCUUGGCCAGAACUUGUGCCUGAACUCCGCUGUGCUAUUCAGAACAGUAAUUCCAUAAGUAGUAAUGCAAAUGGUGCAUGGAAUACCAUCAAUUGCCUUGUGGUUCUUCAUUCGCUGGUUAGGCCAUUUCAGUACUUUUUGAAUCCUAAAGUUGUCAAUGAGCCCAUACCACCACAGCUUGAACAAAUUGCAGGAGAGAUAAUUGUACCUCUGUUGGCAUUAUUUGAUCAUCUUAUUGAAAAGGCUGUAGCGACCCAUGGUAGAAUUGAAGUUGAAACGGAGAAGAUCAUUCUCAUUGUUUGCAAAUGCAUGUAUUUUGCUGUGAGGUCAUAUAUGCCAUCAGCUUUAGCCCCUCUUCUGCCUGCAUUCUGUCAUAAUGUAAUUCGCAUUCUUGGUUCAUUGAGUCUGGACUGCGAUUCUACUUCAGAUGAUGGGUACUUGCUGAGGUUGAAGACUGGAAAAAGGGUUUUGCUAAUUUUCUGUGGACUUGUAACCAGGCACCGGAAAUACUCUGAUAAGUUAAUGCCUGACAUCAUAAACUGUGUUCUGAAGAUUGUCAAGUGUAGCUCAAAUAUUGUUAAGUGCAUACCUUGAGUUUCUAAUACCUGCAACUUUAUUACUUAAUGCUUUCUUCAUCAUAUCUGAACUCAAAAGGAUGACAUUUUUUAUCCUGUAGAGUUUUGUGAGACUAUUAGAGUAUUGUGGAGACCAUUAAAGUUAAUCCUUCUUU
This is a messenger RNA of Rubroshorea leprosula, 894 nucleotides long. The record is from the annotation of a GenBank genome assembly. Lineage: Eukaryota; Viridiplantae; Streptophyta; Magnoliopsida; Malvales; Dipterocarpaceae.